AUGCCUGACCGAACAUAUCAAACACAAUCCCUUUCAUUCGAUACCAAUGAUACAAGUCCUCUUGUAAUAGCAACAACAAACACAAAUGGCCCGUGUUUACUUGAACGUCUUUUUUCAACCAAUAAUGUCUCUGCUGUUAAUUCUUCAACAAAUAUUUCAAUGUCUGCAACUAAAUCGACAAAAACAAAUUUAUCGAAUGGUGUGCUUAUGGCACGACCAUUCGACGAAUUCCCUAUAGGUAUAACAAUAAUACCGUCUGGUCCUUUAGAUGAACACAAUAUUGAUAAAACAACAAAAUCAGAUCAAAAUUAA
Rotaria sordida is the source of this 312-nucleotide messenger RNA. The record is from the annotation of a GenBank genome assembly. Lineage: Eukaryota; Metazoa; Rotifera; Eurotatoria; Philodinida; Philodinidae.